UGCAUACUUAUGUUGGAGAGUGAGGGAUCAGCAAAACCCAACAGCAUGGCUGUUAAGGGCAACUCUGCGGUGAUGUGCAGCACAGACAACAAUGCCUCUCCCAGAGGUAGAUGGUGGUGGAUGUUGGGAAGAUGUGGAGGCUGUCUAACCCAUACCAGUACACUGCGUCUCUUGGCCACCCUCGCUCUGGUUUUCGGGGUUGUGAUAUCCAUUUCAGAAGGAAUGUUAGUGGUGAGGGAGGAACAAAAGUAUCAACGGUGCCUCCUCCAUCAGGCUGGUCUUGUUGGCGACCGUCAUCUAUCUCUCAGUACUAAUGAAUACUCAGAAAGUUUGUCAACAUGCUAUUCAAACGAUAUAAAUUUAGUGCGAGGAUUUGGAGGAGCCGGGGUGGUGGUGACUAUUGUGUACCUCAUGGUGUCUCUCCUCCUGCUUGUUGCUGUCUCCAUGGAAUGCUGGCACUUGUGUAUACCAUGGGUGUGUGUGAGCAUUUUGAUAGGAGUGUAUGAGGUGCUGCAAGUAAGUCUGUGCUGGUCUCUACUGAGUGCAGGAGACCUUCUCCUCUUUACACUCCACUGCCUGGUCUUAGGGUACAGCCUGCUUGUUUUUGCCUCUGUCCUGCACCAGCUCGAUUACUUGGACUUUAGAAACAAAAGGUGGUGCAGUAGGUAAUAUUACUCUUGGCCAAUCAUCUGGACUUCUUUCAACACUAAAGAAUAUAAUGUAACAAUUAUAUGUACAUAGUUUACUGUGCAGAUUACAAUUCUUGAUGACUCUGGAAUUAUUUUUAUUUAUUAUCACACUGGCCGAUUCCCACCAAGGCAGGGUGGCCCGAGAAAGAAAAACUUUCACCAUCAUUCACUCCAUCACUGUCUUGCCAGAAGGGUGCUUUACAAUACAGUUUUUA
Cherax quadricarinatus is the source of this 904-nucleotide messenger RNA. The record is from RefSeq and is a predicted model, not a curated record. NCBI's taxonomy places the organism in Eukaryota, Metazoa, Arthropoda, Malacostraca, Decapoda, Parastacidae.